Messenger RNA from Tribolium madens (black flour beetle), 1213 nucleotides. RefSeq names its product gustatory and pheromone receptor 39a-like. Gene Ontology annotation, cellular component: neuronal cell body; dendrite; axon. Bases 1 to 1107 code for a protein of 368 amino acids. Lineage: Eukaryota; Metazoa; Arthropoda; Insecta; Coleoptera; Tenebrionidae. Gene Ontology annotation, biological process: sensory perception of taste. The transcript is spliced from 2 exons. The record is from RefSeq and is a predicted model, not a curated record.
AUGUCAUAUUUAGUCCCACUAAUGGAUCACAACCUCCUACGAUUAGUAAUGACAGUUGGCGAAUUUUUCGCAAUCACACCUUCAAUAACGAAAAUCGGAACCUUCCGUACUAAAAUCUACGCCACUGGUGUCAUUUUCACCCUUAUGACAGUUUCAACCCUAUCUGUCAUUUACUUCCGGCAGCCCCUUUAUGUCAAUUUCUCCGAAAUCAAGCUAAUCGUUUCCAUGGCAAUGGUGAUAAUAGUCAACGCCUUCAAUUGUUACACAGUGCUAGCACCUGUUUUCUGUAAACGCCAAAAGUACUGCCAACUUAUGGCGAAAUUAGUGGAAAAACACCACCAGACUUACAGUUUCACCACCUAUGUGAAAUUUUUGACCCCAAAUUUGCUGUAUUGGCUGGUAUCGAUUUACGCAGCCUACGUGUGGGCCGAUAUUUUAGGCUUUAGUUACUUCAAGGAGUAUUUCAUUGAAGUGGUACAACUGUAUUUCCAGUUCUACUAUUGCUAUUUUUUGUGUAUUAUUGUAAGGAUUUUUUGGGGGAAAUACAGAAAUGUUAAUUUGUUGUUGGCGGAACGGUUAGUACGCAUGCGAAAUCGACGAUUUUUGGACUAUGAGGAAUUUUAUGCGUUUAUGAAGAGGAUGGAAGGCUUGGUGGGGUCGCUAAAGGAGUUGAAUUUGCUUUUUAAUGACGUUUUUGGGUGGCCAAUCGUUAUGAUUAUUUUAUACUCGAGUCUGCUUCUCUUAAAUUAUUUGAACGAGAUUUUGAAAAACAAUUUUGGUUAUGACCCUAGACAGUAUACUGGAGUGAUUGUUUCGAAUGUUGUCGUCGCCUCUUUGACCAAUGUUGGUACUUUGACACUAAUUUUACUAUGUGAUUCGGUCUUAAAAGAAGUACAAACUACAAUUUUACUCGCUUAUAAAAUUCGACAACAUGCUUUGAUAAAAGAGGACAUAUCUGAAUUUAUUAAUGUGCUUCUAAAUAAUUAUCCCGAAUUUACAGCAGCUGGAUUUUUUUCCAUAAGUAAAACAACCAUUUUCCAUGUAAUUGGGAACUUGACGACUUUUUUCAUAGUUAUUAUACAAUUCAAUACAAGUUGGGGUAAAUAAAAGAAAUAGAAGUGUUGUUACGCAAUUUAAUUCAUAAUGUACAUUGAAGUUGCUGUAUAAUAUCUAAGCUAAAAUAAUCGUUUGUUAACAAUUAUACAUUCAUAAA